This is a messenger RNA of Trachymyrmex cornetzi, 2123 nucleotides long. RefSeq names its product arylsulfatase B. The transcript is spliced from 8 exons. The coding region runs from base 375 to 2123 and encodes 582 amino acids. The record is from RefSeq and is a predicted model, not a curated record. Gene Ontology annotation, molecular function: sulfuric ester hydrolase activity. Lineage: Eukaryota; Metazoa; Arthropoda; Insecta; Hymenoptera; Formicidae.
AACCAGUAAAUUUCACAAUGUACAUGCCACACUUUGCAGUAAUAGAUCCAGUGCGAACCUGGACGAACGUUCAACGUGUCUUUACGAAGCUACGACAAAGAAGACGAAAUCUACAGAUUAUUUUAUACGAUAAGACUAUAUUUUUAUUAUUUUCCUUUAAUUUCUCAAAUUUUUUGACCACAAUUCGUUUAUAUAUGAAGAGAUAAAUUGUAAAGAUAGAUGAAUUAGUCGCUUUAUUAGUCACUUUACUGAGCGUGCUAAACUUUAAAGUCUCAAAAUUUAAACAGCUCAUCGUGAAAUCGUGAUUCCACAGGAGAGUGUGUGAAUUUAACGUAUUCGAUAAUAUCGAACUGAUAGAAGAAUUAGUGAAAGCAAUGAGUUCAAACAUGUCAUUUGCUUUCUUACUGAUAGUUUUAAGUGUGAGCUUUUAUUUCGGUUCAACUUACGCCUCUACGCAGUCACCCAACAUUGUCGUUAUCAUGGCAGAUGAUCUUGGAUGGAACGAUAUUAGCUUUCACGGAGCCGAUGAGAUUCCUACUCCGAAUAUAGACGCCCUUGCGUACAACGGCGUGAUAUUAAAUCGACAUUAUGUAAUGCCGAUGUGUACACCGUCAAGAGUAGCUUUCCUCAGCGGGCGACAUCCCCUAAGGACAGGUAUGCAGGGCUAUCCCUUGAAAGGAGCUGAGCCACGUGGUCUGCACUUGAACGAUACUCUUUUACCUGAGUAUCUUCGUAAACUCGGAUACAGUACUCAUCUCUUAGGGAAAUGGCAUGUUGGUUAUCUCACGAGAAAUUACGUACCCACUCGUCGUGGUUUCGACACUUUCUUGGGAUAUUUCAACGGCGUUAUUCAAUACUUCAAUCAUACAAUAGCCGAAAAUGAACAAGUAGGCUAUGAUUUGCACCGUAUCGUAGGCGACAAUCACACAGUUGAAUAUAGAUAUGACUACAUGACUAAUCUUAUAACCGAGGAGGCUGAAAAUAUUAUUUCAUCUCAUAAUACUGAGAGGCCCAUGUAUCUGCAACUAGCGCAUCUCGCUCCACAUGCUAGCGAUGCCGAAGAAGCUAUGGAAGUAUACGAUUGGAGAGAAACGAAUGCCACCCUCGGCUACAUUGAAAACGUGAACAGAAGGAAGUUUGCAAGUGUCGUUGCUACAUUAGAUAAAUCUGUCGGUCGGGUGGUUGAUGCUCUAAACAAGAAAGAUAUGUUAAAGAACACAAUCAUACUUUUUAUAAGCGAUAAUGGAGCGCAGACCGAAGGUCCAUUGUAUCAAAAUUUUGGAUCUAAUUAUCCAUUACGAGGGUUGAAAUCCUCACUAUACGAAGGAGGCGUUCGAGGUGCGGCGUGCAUUUACUCACCCUUGAUUGAAAACUCGUCGAGGGUCUCAACGCAAUUAUUUCAUAUUACCGACUGGCUACCCACGCUAUACUCCGCGGCUGGCGGUAAUUCAAGUGAUUUGAACCAAUUGGAUGGCAUUGACCAGUGGUCCACGAUCAAAAGACAAGAAACUAGCAAACGGAAAUCGGUUGUCAUAAAUAUCGAGGAUGUUGACUAUAGUGCUGCAUUAAUGGGACGUUACAAACUCGUUCAAGAUAAGUCCGACUUUCAGAAGCACUAUACUGAUUAUAAAGGUAACGACCCGUCGUAUCCCAAGUAUAACGUGACAAAUGUAUUAGAGUCACCAGCCACAUUGGCCAUUGCAAGUGUUUCAAAUUACGUAGUAACUGCAAGUAAAAUAGAAGAGCUCCGAAAAGAGGCCACGGUAAUUUGCGAGAACCUUACGUUCACUGAUUGCAAGAAUUACACUUGUUUGUUCGAUAUUUAUGAAGAUCCUUGCGAAGUUACGGAUAUAUCCUUGCAGUAUCCUGAGAUCGUGCAGAGUUUGAACGUGCUCAUCGACUGUUAUAAAAGGCUGGGCUACGAAGAAGCGAUCAGUUUAGCUGUCGAUCCUGCUGGCUAUCCGUCCAACUUUAACAAUUACACUUGGAUACCGUGGUUGCCGGACGACUAUGUGUCGAGCAACGAAGUAUAUUUUACGAUAAAUGGAGCUACGCGGAAUUAUAACAAUUUUAUUUCGAUCUUGUCUGAGGACGUUUGCGAUUCUGCUGAAGAGCUCGACUGA